UUGAAGUCCCUCCCUCCAAGUUUGCUCCGUCAGUGCUCACUUACAUUCCUGCAUUCACGCCAGUUGACUGGUGAACAGUGGGGUUCACUUAAACAGGAUAAGGCUGAUACACUCCAAGUCAGUGAAUUCCUCCAACCUGAAUUUCACUUUUCAUUCACCGGUUUCAUCGACUUAUUAAAGAGGUGGUUGCUAAGAGAUGACAAUCGGUGACAUUGGUGAGAGCAUCUGAUGUAGCGCAGCCUGGAGCUCGACUUCUCCAGGAUCUCUUUCCUCCACACCUCUAUCUGUAACUGGCUCAUGUGAAGGACGUGGGAAAUGCUCUCAUAUUAACUCACACAUACCAUGGCAGCGUUUACUGCUCCUUGUGCCACCGCUAAUACCACGACCACCACGGUGGCCCGAACUGCAUGGCAAAGGCAAGGAAGCGGCAAAGAGGCAGGCAAAUAUGAGAAUGGGGACGUGGGACAAAACACUAUCCUGGAGAAAACCCACGAGUUCUUCCAGAUGUGUGACAUCGAGAACAAGGGCUUCAUCAGCCGACGAGACAUGCAGAGGCUGAACGGCGGGCUACCUCUCAGUGCCGAGGAGCUGGAGAACGUAUUUGAUACCCUUGAUUCCGACGGCAAUGGAUACCUUACCCUCGACGAGUUCUCUUCUGGCUUUAGUGAGUUUUUAUUCGGCCAGAAGAUUUCUGUAGAGGAAGGCAUGGAGGAGAAAAACCCCUGUGAAAGCCCGUCAGAGGUCCUGUACCAGACCCAGUGGGAGGAGAGCCUGGCAAGAGGAGAUGAGGAUGAAGAGGAGAAACACUUUUGCAUGCUUAUGGAGAGCCUCGGAGCCAACAGUGUCUUUGAAGAUCCUGCUGAAGUGCGCAGUUUGUGGGCCCAGCUGCGCCGGGAUGAACCACACCUUUUAUCCAAUUUUGAGGACUUCCUGGCCAGAGUGACAUCUCAGAUCAUAGAGGCCAACCAGGAGAAGAGGGAGAUGGAGAGCGCUCUCAAAAGGAAAUCAGCAACACAUGAUGAUGAGAUCCAGCGCCUUUAUGAGGAAAUGGAGCAGCAAAUAAAAAAUGAAAAAGACAGGAUUGUGUUGCAGGACUAUGAGCGGUUUCUGUCUCGCAGUCAAGACAUGGAGCUGCAGCUGUCCAGAAAGGAGAAAGAGCUGGAGCAACUCUUUCAGAAACAGAGAAGGUUGGAGAGCCAGUUCCAGGAGCUUCACAGUGAACAAAAUGUGACCAAGGUGGAGAACGUGAAGCUGAAGCAGACGAAUGACGAGUUAACACUGGAGCUGGAGCACACCAGCCAAGAGCUGAUCUUGGCACAGGAGCAGCUGAGUGUGCUGCAGGAGCAGUCCACACGGCUUCAUGAAGAGAAGGAGAUGGAAAUAUACAGACUCACUGAGGGACUGCAUCGAGAGCGAGCGGGCCUCCUCAAACAACUGGACCUUUUGAGGGAAAUGAACAAACAUUUACGGGAUGAAAAGGACAUGUGUUUUCAGAAACCAAAGAAAACACCAGGUUGGAAGCAGAGGCCUUUAAUCAAUGUUGUGAAACACACAAACACACAUAUCUUCAAAAGUGAGGAUGAGGAGGAGCUGACCACCAGCUCUGUGAGGCAGAAGCUAGCCAAUGGGUCAUGCCAGUCCUCUUGCAUAGCGGAGACAAGAGGGCACCUCCAGAGGAUCAUCUCCAUCGAGGAGGACCACCUCCCACACUUACUCCAGAAUGACUGUCAGGCCCAAACCCCACUUCAGGAGUGCAGUGAAGGAGAGGAAGCCUCAGACAAUGAGGAGAAUAUAGACUUGGUGAUGAGCGAUAUUUACCCGUGUGCGUCUUCUGCCCAGCAGCAAAAGUCAAAGGGAACUGAGGAGAAAAGUGAAACCCCCACAUCUCCGAGGGGUCAGCCUGUUGGCAAGGAGACCAGUUUAAAUGAGGAAGGUGGUCCCUCGCCGCCUGACCGCCUCUUCAAGAUCAUCCUGGUGGGGAACUCAAGUGUAGGAAAGACCUCCCUCCUUCGACGAUUUUGUGACGACUGCUUCCACCCUGGCACUUCUGCCACUGUGGGUAUAGAUUACAGUGUAAAGACAAUAACUGUGGACAACAGCCACGUGGCACUGCAGAUGUGGGAUACAGCAGGACAGGAGAGGUAUCGAAGCAUCACCAAACAAUUCUUUCGCAAGGCCGACGGUGUGGUGGUGAUGUAUGACAUCACAGCCGAGCAGAGCUUCACAGCUGUCAGACAGUGGCUGACAAGUGUAAAGGACGGCGCAGGCGAGGACAUCCCCAUCAUGCUCUUGGGAAACAAAACGGACAAGGAGAUUGAGAGACAAGUUCAGAAAAGAGUGGGCGAAAGACUAGCCAAGGACUGCCAAAUUACUUUCUAUGAGUGCAGUGCAUGCUCCGGACACAAUGUGGUGGAAUGCAUGGUUCAUUUAGCCAGAAUUCUGAAAGAGCAAGAGGACAGAGAGAAGGAGAAGACUGUCCAGCUGGUCGGCAGCCCCUCAGAGAAGAAGAGAUCCUGCUGCUAACAGUUAAACAGUCAACAUAUACACAGUAGCACUACUCUUUACUAAGGUACACAAUGUGAUAGUGUGACCACAUGUGCCACUGAGGCCACAUUAUUCUGAAUGUAAGCACAACUGUUUCUCACACCGUCUUGCUUUGUAGCAACACCAGAAUGAAUACUGUAUGUAUGUCGUCAUGUGUCACGGAUGUUAUUGCAUUAUUAUAAACAGAACAGUCUACUCUGUAUGUUUAACCAAAUUAUUUGCAGUUGGAAAAUAACCUCAGUUUUUCAAUUUUAUGAAAUGCAGUAAAAUAAUUAGAAUACUGUAAGAAAAGUUAAAAGGCUGUCUUUGAGGGUUAGAUAUAAACAACAACUGAACAAAUUUAGGUCAAACAGAGUCCCUUUUGAGUCAAACUGAGACUUUUAAAUUUUUUAAAUGUAGGAUAUUCUUCCAAAGUCUGACUGUAGCUCUCAAAUAUUUAUUUACUGCAAUGGCCCUUUAUCUGUCACAUGUGGGCUUUUUACUGUAUAUAUUAAUAUAUUCAUUCAGUGUUAUGUGUAACUUUUUAGCUGUUUUGCUUCUUCACCUUUUGUACACAUACAUGCCCUGGACACAAUAACAUGAACAACUGUAAAAUGUAAUGCAUUAUCAAACAACCUUACAGUACAGUACAGUAACACUACCUUAGAGAAGCUUUUGGUGUUCAGUUUGAGACUGUGUCAGAGAGGUGGUGAUUUAACUGUUGAGUUGUGGUGCUAUGUGGCAUUGCAGGAUAUUGCACGGGUGUCUUAUUGGACAAAGUAAAAACAAAAUUACUAUCGUGCAGCACAGUACAGAAGUACAGUAAUGUGCUUCUGUGUUUAGUCCACUGAAUAAACAAACAUGAUUGUGUAGUUAAAUCAAGAAAAACUGAAAAUUACUACCUUCCAAUUUAGUAUUUGUUGCAGGGCUGUCAUAUUUAAUAGUGUUAUAUUUUACAGGCAUUUGUGUUAUUAUGUCCUCUCUAUAUUAUUAUUGAUUUGUAAUUCUCUGUUGUUUUUGUUGUAACAGUACUGAAGGUUGUUAGGUUCUGUUGUGUGUUCUAUUUUAGGAGCUGGAGAAUAAUACAUAUAAUUAUUUUCCCCCAAUAGACCAAAUUAAGUCUUAAACUGCCUCUGUGCCAAGUAUUUUAUGAAAAUGGUGUCACUUUAACAUGUUAAGUAAGUUGUGUAAUCUGUAUGUUACAGGAAGGUUAAAAUUUGAGACGUUUUGGUUAAAAAGUUCAGAUUUUACUGUUUGAUAUUGCACUAUAAUCACUAACAGUGCUUCACUAAUGCCAGCACAUCACUUUAAUGUAUAUAGAAACAUGUAAAUAGCAUAAAACAAACAGAAAUCAGUAAAGAAUUGUUAAUGUUAAUGCCAUUUGUAAAGAACCUGGUGACUGAGUCAUUUCUUCCCGGUACAAUGACAUUAAAAUAAGUCAUACAGCAUCACCCAGUG
This is a messenger RNA of Siniperca chuatsi (mandarin fish), 3981 nucleotides long. RefSeq names its product calcium release activated channel regulator 2Aa (gene cracr2aa). The record is from RefSeq and is a predicted model, not a curated record. Gene Ontology annotation, molecular function: GTP binding; calcium ion binding; GTPase activity. The transcript has 18 exons. NCBI's taxonomy places the organism in Eukaryota, Metazoa, Chordata, Actinopteri, Centrarchiformes, Sinipercidae. Bases 343 to 2523 code for a protein of 726 amino acids.